AUGUUUAACAGAAGUAAAAAUUUUCUUUCAAAACCACCAAAAGAAAGUUUAUAUAGCAAACUUAAUGACUAUUCUAGUGGUUAUGAUAACUUCUUGUCUAAUUCUGAAAGUGGUGAUAGUAAGAUGGAUAUUACUAACGAUUGUCAAAUUUCUUCAAAUGAGCUACCAGAUUAUUUAUUUCCAAAUAAAUUUCGUUAUUGUGGAAAUUCUUUGAAAAAGAAUUCUUCAAGACCACCAAUAAUAUCUCUUGAUGAUAAUGACAUUUUUGAUGAUAAGAAAAAGAAAGUAACUUUUAGUGAAACUAAUACACUAACAAAAUCUUCUACAACACCUGUUACAUCACAAAAUCAAAACAAUACUUUAAAUCAUGAAGUUUUAUCAGAUGAGAAAUAUUGGGUCCUUGUUUUUGGUUUCAAUGAUCACAAUAGAAAAGAGGUAUUAGAAAAACUAAAAGUAUAUGGAAAUCUUGUUAAAGUUACACAACGUAAAGAUUGCACUUUUUUACAUGCCAAAUUUUCAAAUAUAAAUAGUGCAAGAAGAGCUAUUGAAGCAGGGAAUUUUUUUAUUAAUAACAAUGUACUCAUUGGUAUGCAACAAUGUAUUAAUUUGGAUUUCUUGGAAACUGAAUCUGAAUUAACAGAGGAGUUGCCUCAACUUAUUGUAAACAAAUCUAAAUUUAACACCCCUUUAGCUGAUUGUAGAAAGUUUAACAAUCAAGAAUCAUCUGAGAGUGAAGUAUCAAUGUUUCAAAAAAUUAUUAAUUUCCUACUUUAUUAA
Molecule: messenger RNA, 777 nt
Organism: Strongyloides ratti
Lineage: Eukaryota; Metazoa; Nematoda; Chromadorea; Rhabditida; Strongyloididae
Product: RNA-recognition motif (RRM) Nup35-type domain-containing protein
Exons: 2
Coding region: 1-777 (258 amino acids)
Biological process (GO): regulation of DNA-templated transcription; nuclear pore organization; NLS-bearing protein import into nucleus
Cellular component (GO): nuclear membrane; nuclear pore nuclear basket; nuclear pore central transport channel
Molecular function (GO): single-stranded DNA binding; phospholipid binding; structural constituent of nuclear pore
Source: RefSeq, a predicted model, not a curated record